Molecule: messenger RNA, 4194 nt
Organism: Anopheles marshallii
Lineage: Eukaryota; Metazoa; Arthropoda; Insecta; Diptera; Culicidae
Product: probable multidrug resistance-associated protein lethal(2)03659
Exons: 7
Coding region: 1-4194 (1397 amino acids)
Biological process (GO): transmembrane transport
Cellular component (GO): membrane
Molecular function (GO): ATP binding; ATP hydrolysis activity; ABC-type transporter activity
Source: RefSeq, a predicted model, not a curated record
AUGGAAGCACAAAAGCGAAAAGACCGGGAUCCCUGCCCGAGACAAAAAGCGAACUUUCUCUCCUACAUCAUAUUUGGCUGGACGAUACCGAUCUUCUUCAAGGGCUACAAGAAGGAGCUGAACACGGACGAUCUGUAUCAACCGUUGCGCGAGCAUAAAUCCGACGGGCUCGGCAAUCGAUUGUGUGAGGCAUGGGAAAACGAACAGAAGCAGGCACGGUUGAAAAACAGAAAACCGAAACUGUUGCGCGCAGGAUUCCGCGUGUUUGGCUGGGAAAUUGCAUUGUUGGGCUUGGUGCUCUUAACGCUGGAAAUGUUGUUCAAAGUAACACAACCUUUCUUCCUGGGCAAACUGGUCGCGUACUACUCCCGGCAGUCCGGCGAUCUCACGGAAGCGUAUCUGUAUGCGGGUGCGGUUGUACUGUGCAGUGCGAUUAACGUCCUGUUUAUUCAUCCAUACAUGCUGUCCCAAUUGCACCUUGGCAUGAAGUUACGUGUGGCAGCGUGCAGCAUGAUCUACCGCAAGUCACUUCGGUUGAGUAAAACGGCUCUCGGUGACACGACGGCCGGGCAGGUUGUGAAUCUGCUUUCGAACGACGUGGGUCGGUUAGAUUUGGCCGUGCUGUUUGUGCACUAUCUGUGGAUUGGACCACUAGAGACGCUGGUUGUAACGUACCUGAUGUACCGGGAGAUCGGCUAUUCGGCCGUGUACGGUGUGCUGUUUUUGCUACUGUUUAUACCGCUGCAGGCGUACCUGGGUAAGAAGACGUCGGAACUUCGAUUGCGUACAGCACUGCGCACAGACGAGCGUGUGCGGUUGAUGAAUGAGAUCAUUCAGGGUAUUCAGGUGAUCAAGAUGUACACGUGGGAGAAACCUUUCGCCGCCUUGGUAGCGAUGGCAAGAAAGAAGGAAAUAAAAGUCAUUCGCUACGUAUCAUACAUCCGCGGUAUUCUGCUGUCGUUCAUCAUGUUUACGACACGCGUAUCGAUCUUCCUCAGUCUGGUUGCAUAUGCACUUGCGGGCCAAGUUGUGACUGCGGAGAAAGCAUUCGCCAUCACGGCCUAUUACAACAUUCUCCGUACAACGAUGACUAUCUUCUUCCCGCAAGGCAUUGGUCAAUUCGCCGAAGCGCUCGUGUCCGUACGCCGUAUACAGAAAUUCAUGCAAUACGAGGAAAUUGAGGCUGCGGAAGGCGUUUCAAUGGUGGCGGUUGAUGGAAAGGAUGUGUCCUCUUCAUCGUCCGACCUAGAGGAGAAACCAAAUUCGGACCCAUUGGCGUUACCCAACAGCAAACUAAUCCGUCACUCGGAAUCAGACGGCUUGAAGGAAAGCGCGGUAAACAAUCAUCUGUCCGAUGCCGGUGUGAUUGUGGAGAAAGCGGUAGCACGCUGGGACUCGAAAGCGACCGAGUACACGUUGGACGGGGUGGAUCUGCACGUACAGCCUGGCACACUGGUAGCCGUUAUUGGACCGGUCGGCGCGGGCAAAUCCAGUUUGAUCAAUGCGAUCCUUGGCGAGUUGCCGCUGGAGUCUGGCAGCAUAAAAGUGAACGGAGACGUUUCGUUCGCUUCCCAGGAACCGUGGCUCUUCUCCGGUACGGUGCGCCAGAACAUUCUUUUCGGUUUGCCGAUGGAUCGUGAACGCUACAAACAGGUGGUGAAGACGUGUGCUCUCGAGCGUGACUUUCAUCUAUUUUCGGACGGCGAUAAAACGAUCGUGGGUGAACGAGGGGUGUCGCUGUCCGGUGGGCAGAAGGCACGCAUCAGUCUCGCCCGUGCCGUCUACCGGCGGGCGGAAGUUUACCUGCUGGACGAUCCACUGAGCGCGGUUGAUUCGCACGUUGGCCGGCAUCUGUUUGACCACUGCAUGCGCGACUAUCUGCGGGGCAAGAUCGUGAUACUGGUUACGCACCAGCUGCAGUACCUGCAGAACGCGGAUCAGAUCGUCGUGAUGAUGCACGGCCGGGUGGAAGCGGUCGGGACGUACGAUAAACUGCGCGAAAGUGGGCAGGACUUUGCCCAGCUACUGGCGGCACCAUCGGGCAAGGAGGACGAUAGUACCGAUACGGAGUCGAUCAAGCGAUCGGGCAGUCUGUACAAGCGACAGAACAGUGAAUCGAGCAUGGAUUCGGCAGUGGCCGAUGGUGAUGGACCGGAAACAAAGGCGACUGAAGAACGGCAAAAGGAAGGCUCGAUCGGAUAUGAUGUGUAUCGGGCGUACUUUAAGGCGAGUGGUGGUAACGUUGUGGUGCUGUUGAUUCUGUUUAUGUUUUUGCUGUCACAGCUCAGCGCUUCCGGGGGUGACUAUUUUCUUACCUACUGGGUAAACAAAGCAGAAGAAAGGGCUCCAGCCGUAAGCGAGGAAAGUCGCGCAAUGUUUAGUGCGUUGAGCAACGGGACGGCUAUCGAUGGGGCUGAUGAUGAUGGGUUUAAUGUCACGACCACGUUCGAACCGCCAACGGCUCCUGCUGCAACAGUGGGCGGUAUUGCCAUGUUCUUUACCGCAAUUCGGCAAAUGUUUGCAACAGGAGAUGAGGAUGAGGAUCGGUAUAUCGACAUCUACAUCUUCACCGCGCUAACGGUCGCCACGGUUGUGAUAACACUCACCCGAAGCAUGUUUUUCUUCCGGACGGCAAUGAAAGCUUCCCGCAAGCUCCACGACGCUAUGUUCAAUGGUAUCACGCGUGCUUCCAUGUACUUCUUCAACACGAAUCCGUCUGGCCGUAUUCUGAACCGCUUUUCGAAGGAUAUGGGCCAAAUUGAUGAGUACUUACCGAGUGUGACGGUGGACGUGAUACAGAUUUUCCUUUCCCUGAUCGGUAUCGUGGUAGUGGUGGCGAUCGUCAACCCCUACAAUCUCAUCCCGACGGUCAUAAUUGGAAUCAUAUUCUACUUCAUGCGCGCCUUCUAUCUACUCACAUCACGCAACAUUAAGCGAGUGGAAGCAAUCACACGAUCUCCGAUCUACUCUCAUCUCUCCGCAUCGCUUUCGGGUCUAUCGACAAUUCGUGCAUUCGGUGCGGAAAAAGUACUCGUGCAUGAGUUCGACUCACAUCAGGACCUGCACAGUUCCGCCUUCUACCUGUUCAUUUCGACGUCGCGCGCUUUCGGCUUCUAUCUGGACGUAUUCUGUGUGAUCUACAUAGCGAUCGUCACGCUAACCUUCUUCAUUCGUGGUGAUAGUGGCGGUAACGUGGGUUUGGCUAUUACGCAAGCGCUCGGUAUGACCGGUAUGGUGCAAUGGGGAAUGCGGCAAUCGGCCGAGCUCGAGAACACGAUGACGUCGGUCGAGCGGGUGGUAGAAUAUGAUAACGUUGAUCCAGAACCGGCACUGGAAGCACCGGCCGACAAAAAACCCCCGAAAGAGUGGCCCCAGGAGGGACGGAUUCGUUUCGAGAAGGUAACACUACGCUACAGUCCCGAGUCCGACAGCGAUCUGGUGCUGCGUGAUUUGGAAUUUGAAAUUGAGCCACGUGAAAAGAUUGGUAUCGUCGGGCGAACGGGCGCGGGUAAAUCAUCCCUGAUCAAUGCACUGUUCCGGCUGUCGUACAAUGGUGGCUCGAUAUUGAUCGAUGCGCGCGACACGAACCAAAUGGGUCUGCACGAUUUGCGUGCGAAGCUUUCGAUCAUUCCACAGGAACCGGUGCUGUUCUCGGGCACGCUGCGCUACAAUCUCGAUCCGUUCGAUGAGUACCCGGACGAGAAGCUGUGGCGUGCGCUGAAGGAGGUAAAGCUAGAGGAGGCAGUAAACGAGCUGCCGUCCGGAUUGUCCUCGAAGAUUAACGAGGGUGGCAGUAACUUUAGUGUCGGCCAGCGGCAGCUCGUCUGCCUGGCUCGGGCAAUUUUGCGCGAAAACAAAAUUCUGGUAAUGGACGAAGCGACGGCUAAUGUCGAUCCGCAAACGGAUAAGUUGAUCCAGCAGACUAUUCGGGAGAAAUUUAACGACUGUACAGUAUUGACGAUAGCCCACCGUUUGAACACCGUUAUGGAUUCAGACAAGGUGCUUGUUAUGGACGCUGGUCGUUGUGUUGAGUUCGGUACGCCGUACGAGUUGUUAACCACCGAAGGAGGUUCCAAAGUGUUCUACGGAAUGGUAAAACAGACGGGCAAGAGCACAUUCAACACACUGCUUAAGAUCGCCGAGGAGUCUCACAAUCAAAAGCUGAAGCCGAUAAAGGAGGCUGAAGCAACAUAA